UUUUCUGAGGCAAGAAUCGAGAUUUAAAUUCUGUGGUUCUGCAUACACCACGAAGAGCGGCAAGCAGACCAGCGGGGCCACAUUCGCAGCAUUGGUACUCAAACAACAACUGAGUUUAAAACUUCUUUUUUUUUCUUCACCUGGUCAAAGACGUUCUUUGAACAUCAGGGACAUGAUGCAAGAACUUUCCGAGAGAGAACCCUCCAGUGAGGAUGAGACCAUGGUGCCGGUGUUAACCUCCAGAAAAGCCAGCGAACUCCCUGUGGACGAAGUAGCUUCUAUCCUGCAGGCCGACCUGCAGUUGGGUUUGACCCAGGGCGAGGUGAGCCGGAGGAGGGCCUACCAUGGCUGGAACGAGUUUGACAUCAGUGAGGACGAGCCACUUUGGAGGAAAUACCUGUCACAGUUCAAAGAUCCUCUCAUCCUGCUGCUGCUGGUGUCGGCUGUCAUCAGCGUUGCCAUGCGCCAGUAUGAUGAUGCCUUCAGCAUCACAGUGGCCAUCAUCAUUGUGGUGACAGUCGCCUUUGUCCAGGAGUAUCGCUCAGAGAAGUCUCUAGAAGAGCUCGGGAAGCUGGUGCCUCCAGGAUGUCACUGUAUCAGGGAGGGGAACCUAGAGAACCUGCUGGCCAGAGACCUGGUUCCUGGAGACACUGUCUGUUUGUCAGUAGGAGAGAGAGUCCCAGCAGACGUCCGCCUCUUUGAGGCAACCGAUCUGUCUGUGGACGAGUCAAGUCUGACGGGGGAGACCACCCCUUGCGCCAAGUCCACCUCCCACCAACUGGUGGCCAACAACGGAGACAUCACCUCCCGCAGCAACAUCGCCUUCAUGGGGACACUGGUGCGCUGCGGCAAAGGCAAGGGUAUUGUCAUAGGGACUGGUGAGAACUCAGAGUUUGGGGAGGUAUUCAAGAUGAUGCAAGUGGAAGAGGCUCCCAAAACCCCGCUACAGAAGAGCAUGGACCUGCUGGGGAAGCAGCUCUCGCUUUAUUCCUUCUGCAUUAUAGGGGUCAUCAUGCUGGUGGGCUGGCUGCAGGGGAAGAGGAUCAUGGACAUGUUCACUAUUGGUGUCAGUCUGGCUGUUGCUGCCAUACCAGAGGGUUUACCCAUCGUGGUGACGGUGACACUAGCGCUCGGUGUGAUGCGCAUGGUGAAGAGAAAAGCCAUCGUCAAGAAGCUUCCCAUCGUAGAAACUCUGAGCUGCUGUAAUGUGAUCUGUUCAGACAAGACAGGUACUCUGACAAAGAACGAGAUGACCGUCACUCAGCUGUUCACAUCAGAUGGACUCCAUGCUGAGGUGACGGGUGUUGGCUACAGCCGAGUGGGUGAAGUUAUGCUGAACGGCGAGAUCAUCCAUGGCUUCUCCUGCCUUUCAGUUAGCAGUCUCGUGGAGGUCGGCUGUGUGUGUAACGAUGCAGUCAUCAGGAAUCACAGUCUGCUGGGGCGGCCCACAGAAGGAGCGCUCAUCGCCCUCGCCAUGAAGCUCGGUCUGGAGAGUGUGCAGCAGGAGUACAUCCGUGUGGAGGAGUAUCCUUUCACCUCGGAGCAGAAGUGGAUGGCUGUUCGCUGUGUUCACCGCACGCAGCAGGACAAGCCUGGACUUUACUACAUGAAGGGAGCAUAUGAGCAGGUGAUUCGCUUCUGUAGCUCCUACAACAGCAAAGGAACAGCAAUGCCUCUGAACAGUCAGCAGAGGGAGCUCUAUCAGCAGCAGCUCAGCUACAUGGGCACCGCUGGACUCAGAGUCCUGGCGUUUGCUUCGGGCUCUGAGAUGGGGAACCUGACCUUCCGGGGUCUGGUGGGCAUGAUCGACCCUCCCAGGUCAGGGGUCAAGGAAGCCGUAGGCACGUUGAUCGCCUCUGGAGUAGAUGUUAAGAUGAUCACUGGAGAUUCCCAGGAGACUGCAGUGUCGAUAGCCACUCGUCUGGGUCUUUACUCUCAGUGUUUGUCUGGAGAAGAGGUGGAUCAGCUUGACCUGCAGCAGCUUUCAAAUAUCGUCCCCAGGAUAGCUGUGUUUUAUCGAGCCAGUCCCAGACACAAGCUGAAGAUUGUCAAGUCCCUGCAGAACAUCGGCGCCGUAGUGGCCAUGACAGGCGAUGGUGUCAACGACGCUGUGGCUCUGAAGGCCGCUGACAUCGGCGUGGCGAUGGGUCAGACGGGCACUGACGUCUGCAAGGAGGCGGCCGACAUGAUUCUGGUGGACGACGACUUCCAGACCAUCCUGGCGGCCAUCGAGGAGGGAAAAGGGAUUUACAACAACAUCAAAAACUUUGUCCGCUUCCAGCUGAGCACGAGCAUUGCAGCGCUGACGCUCAUCUCUUUGGCGACGCUGAUGAACUUCCCCAAUCCACUGAACGCCAUGCAGAUCCUGUGGAUCAACAUCAUCAUGGACGGACCUCCUGCUCAGAGUUUGGGUGUGGAGCCAGUCGAUAAGGAUGUGAUCAGAAAACCUCCUCGUAACGUGAGAGACAGCAUCCUCACCCGCAGUCUCAUCGUCAAGAUCCUGGUGUCAGCUGUCAUCAUCGUCUGUGGGACUCUGUUUGUCUUCUGGAGAGAGUUGCAGGACAACAUGAUCACUCCUCGAGACACCACCAUGACCUUCACCUGCUUCGUCUUUUUCGACAUGUUCAACGCGCUGAGCUGCCGGUCGCAGACUCGUAUGGUCCAUGAGAUGGGGCUGUGCAGUAACAGGAUGUUCUGUUAUGCUGUCCUGGCCUCCAUCAUGGGCCAGCUCCUUGUCAUCUACUCCCCUCCUCUGCAGAGCGUCUUCCAGACAGAGAGCCUCAGCAUCCUUGACCUGCUGUUCCUGGUCAGCCUCACCUCCUCAGUCUGCGUAGUGCUGGAGAUCAUAAAGAAGGUGGAGAGGUGGAGGGGAGCUGAGAAGACCCCACCUACUGACUUCCACGAGGUAUGACCCCACCCACCCACACUGUCUGGGCCGACGGACUCAGCGGUUUGGGGGAAGAGGACAAUGAAGAUGAUAGUUUUUAGGAUCUCACAAAGGAUGGCAUUGACUUUGACUGUAAGGACCUUCCUGUGAGAUCAAACGGGUGGAGAAACUCUGGUCUGGGACUGGAGGGCGCUCCUAGAGGGGGCUGGACAAGAUGGCUGCUGGGGGAUCUGAUCAUGUACUCUGUCUUUACUACCGAACUUGGCAGCAUGGGUCCCAUUCAGCUUGUGCCCUCUCCAUGCUCGGCCUCAUUGUAGCUUUGGGGAAACCGCCAAGGACUGACCAUGGCUCGGUGUUUAGGAUCUACUGUAAGAUAAUCAACGUCUAGAGACAUGUGCACCUCUUUGUAUUCUCUUCCAGUCUUCUUUUGUAAUCUUUCAGUUAGGCGGAGAUCAGCUUCUCUUGGUGGAAGGUGAUGACUGCACACAACUGUGUUAGUUCCUCUGGAGAAGGGUUUACAGCACACAGUGGAGGUGUAACGGUACAGAAACAUCUCGUCUCUCUUUGGCUUUUGGUACAGGAAGGAAAAUAAAGUCUUUCUCAGUAAAAGUAAAGUAGAGAUUCGGGCAGAGAAACAUUUAGUUUAACAUUUAGUGCCUCUAAAGCUUCAUGUUCUCUACAACUUGUGAGUCUCACAGUGGUGUUGGCAUCAUCUACAUGUUUUUACUGAGGUUCAGCACAGAUACCAAAGUUGUUAUUUUUCACUACCUAAUACAGUAUAUUAUGUACAAGCCCCCUGUACAAAGGAAGCCAAAGGUUUUAAAACAAGUAUUCCUUCAUAAAGUUAAAUAUGUGUGACUGAAUAGCAGCAAUCAACAUUAAAGUCUUGAGAAUAAAGAGAUUUAGUUUUAAUUUACUGGCAGUUCAGGCUCCCAGACAGGCUGUGUUUGAUUGAAAGUACUGGUGACAUAAACAGCCCAACAGCUCUGAUAUUUUGAUUUAAGAAAAAUCCUGCCCCCGUCAAACCAGUGACACAGAACAGGAACCCAGAUCUCACAUGUGAAGAAACAAAGCUUUUCUAAAAUAACAGCUCGUCCAGGAUUCAACAAGCCUUCCAGUGAUUCUAGCCUCAGUGCGUUUACAAAAUAAGACGUCAAUAACGGCUUCAGCAUUUGUUGCAUAAUUUAGAUCUUUGUGUGGGGAGAUAUAAUUUACAGGAGCAUCAGUGAACAGUUGAAUCAAAUAUGAACUACUGAGUUGUUCUGUUGGUUUCUGGUCAGAACUUGUGAAAACUGCUGAGGUGUGUCUGGGGGCUCCUGACCUCUGGUUUUAAACCCUGACUGCAGCCAUAUUAAUAGUAUAUGGGAGCUUAAACCAGACCUGAACUAAAAUGCAACCUUUUUUGUUUUCUUUGGUCCGUGCCAAAUGAACCAAGCUACUGGUGUGAAGGGGACCUAGGUGUUUGUACCAGACAUGUGAGGAGGAACAGCUGUACUGUUACACCUCCACUCUGUGGACUUGGGAACUUUCUGUGGUCUGUUGAUUGUUUCAUGCAUCUUUCUAAACACUGAUUUAUUUAAAUUAAAAGGAAUUCUGCUUUUACUUGUACUGCUGUCAUAUUUAAGCUCUUCGCCCUUGCCCACUUGUGUAUGAAGUAGGGAUGCACCCACACCACCCCUACUAGUACAAGUUAACUGAAGCCACAUUAAGGCAACAUUACAUUAAGCUCAUGCUGGCUGAUCAGAGGAGGAGACGUGUUUAGCU
This is a messenger RNA of Monopterus albus (swamp eel), 4651 nucleotides long. RefSeq names its product ATPase secretory pathway Ca2+ transporting 1 (gene atp2c1). The coding region runs from base 173 to 2911 and encodes 912 amino acids. Gene Ontology annotation, molecular function: P-type calcium transporter activity; ATP hydrolysis activity; ATP binding. Gene Ontology annotation, biological process: calcium ion transport. The transcript is spliced from 27 exons. Gene Ontology annotation, cellular component: membrane. Lineage: Eukaryota; Metazoa; Chordata; Actinopteri; Synbranchiformes; Synbranchidae. The record is from RefSeq and is a predicted model, not a curated record.